Messenger RNA from Zychaea mexicana, 1168 nucleotides. RefSeq names its product malate dehydrogenase, NAD-dependent. The transcript has 5 exons. Gene Ontology annotation, cellular component: cytoplasm; mitochondrion. Gene Ontology annotation, molecular function: L-malate dehydrogenase (NAD+) activity. Gene Ontology annotation, biological process: tricarboxylic acid cycle; malate metabolic process. The record is from RefSeq and is a predicted model, not a curated record. NCBI's taxonomy places the organism in Eukaryota, Fungi, Mucoromycota, Mucoromycetes, Mucorales, Lichtheimiaceae. The coding region runs from base 46 to 1059 and encodes 337 amino acids.
AAUCUUUUUCUCUUUCUUUUUCUUUCUCAACAAAAUAAAAUAACCAUGUUCGUUGUUUCGCGUAUUGCCUCUGCUGCCUCCAAGCGUGCUUUCUCCACCUCCGCUGCUAACCUUUCCAAGGUUGCCGUCCUCGGUGCUGCCGGUGGUAUCGGUCAACCUCUCUCGCUUCUCAUGAAGCAGAACCCCCAUGUCACUGAGCUCUCUCUCUACGAUAUUGUCAACACCCCCGGUGUUGCCGCUGAUAUCAGCCACAUCAACACCAAAUCUGUUGUCAAGGGCUUCACUGCCGAGAACGAAGGUUUGAAGGCUGCUCUUGAGGAUGCUCACGUUGUCAUCAUCCCUGCUGGUGUCCCCCGUAAGCCCGGUAUGACCCGUGAUGACUUGUUCAACACCAACGCCUCCAUCGUCCGUGACUUGGCCGAGGCUUCCGCCAAGUACUGCCCCAACGCUCACUUCUUGAUCAUCUCCAACCCCGUUAACUCCACCGUCCCCAUUUUUGCCGAAACCUUGAAGAAGGCCGGUGUCUUUAACCCCAAACGUUUGUAUGGUGUCACCACCCUCGACGUUGUCCGCGCCUCGCGUUUCGUUGCUGAAAUCAAGAACAAGGACCCCAAGGACGUCAACUGCGUCGUGGUUGGAGGUCACUCCGGUAUUACGAUCGUCCCUCUUUUGUCGCAAUUGGGUGAAUCGUUCACCAAGGAAGAAAUUGAUGCUCUGACCCACCGUAUUCAGUUUGGUGGUGACGAAGUUGUCCAGGCCAAGAACGGCACUGGUUCCGCCACUCUUUCCAUGGCUUUCGCUGGUGCCCGUUUCGCCAGCUCCGUCCUCGACGCUACCGUUGGUGGCAAGAAGAAUGUUAUUGAGCCCUCGUUUGUCCAGUCCGACCUUUUCAAGGACCAGGGCGUCGAAUACUUCUCCACCAACAUCGAGCUUGGUAAGGACGGUGUUGAAAAGAUCCACGGCUUGGGCGAAAUCUCCGACUACGAAAAGGAUUUGAUCAGCAAGGCCGUUCCUGAACUCAAGAAGAACAUCUCCAAGGGCAACAGCUUUGUCCAAUAGAUCCCAUGUACAUUAAAGUCUGUGUUAGUUCACACUCAUUUCCAGCAAACACACUCAAAAAAAUUUAAUAAAUGAAUAUAGUACGCUUGUUUUGGUUUGUCAUGUAAUU